GUCGUUGUUAGAGUGUUAGGGAGUGAAAUACAAAAAAAAACCUAGACAUUACCAUGAAGUUCGCCGUAGUGUUUGCCGCCGUUUUGGCCGUGGCCGUGGCCGCUCCCGUUGAGGAAAAGGACGCCCACAUUGUGCAGUACCAGAACGAUAACCAGGGAAUUGACGGAUACAACUUCCAGUAUGGAACCAGCAACGGAAUCCAGCGGACGGAACAAGCCCAACUGAAGCGGUUCGCCGACGACAUCAACGCCCUGGUCAUCCGUGGAUCAUACUCGUACGUCGGUGCCGACGGACAGACCUACACCGUGAACUACAUCGCCGAUGAGAACGGAUUCCAACCGGAGGCUGCCCACAUCCCUCGGGCCUAACCUGUUCCGUCGUUCCUCGCUAGUUGACUUUUACGUUAUUUUAGGAUUACACAAAAAAAUAUA
This is a messenger RNA of Culex quinquefasciatus (southern house mosquito), 431 nucleotides long. Its product is annotated as endocuticle structural glycoprotein ABD-5. The transcript has 2 exons. Gene Ontology annotation, cellular component: chitin-based extracellular matrix. The coding region runs from base 54 to 368 and encodes 104 amino acids. Lineage: Eukaryota; Metazoa; Arthropoda; Insecta; Diptera; Culicidae. Gene Ontology annotation, molecular function: structural constituent of chitin-based larval cuticle. The record is from RefSeq and is a predicted model, not a curated record.